Molecule: messenger RNA, 3435 nt
Organism: Pteronotus mesoamericanus
Lineage: Eukaryota; Metazoa; Chordata; Mammalia; Chiroptera; Mormoopidae
Gene: NNMT
Product: nicotinamide N-methyltransferase
Exons: 3
Coding region: 220-1014 (264 amino acids)
Cellular component (GO): cytosol
Molecular function (GO): nicotinamide N-methyltransferase activity
Source: RefSeq, a predicted model, not a curated record
CUCCAGGAAUUUAAUCACUUUCUAAAACAGCCAAACAUUUUUGGUAUAUUUCUCUCAGUCAGUGUUUAACCAGACCCCUGUCUUUAAGGGGUGGGCUGAACUGACAGAAGAAAUGUUGAAAGCCUGAGACUCAGGAGGACAGUUUCUGCAGGGUGGCUCCCUGGCCUCAGGAGGAGAGGGAAGUAAGGCUGUGGACAAGUGGCCUGGCAGUGAGACACAAUGGAAUCUGGCUUCACCUCCAAGGACACCUACCUGAGCCAUUUCAACCCUCGAGAUUAUCUAGAAAAAUAUUACAGCUUUGGGUCCAGACACUCCGCAGAAAACCAGGUUCUUAGGUUUCUUCUGAAAAAUCUUUUCAACAUAUUCUCUGUGGGUGGCAUAAAAGGAGACCUCCUGAUUGACAUCGGCUCUGGCCCCACCAUCUAUCAGUUCCUUUCUGCUUGUGAAUCCUUCAAGAAGAUCAUUGCUACUGACUACGUUGACCAGAACCUACAGGAGCUGGAGAAAUGGCUGAAGAAGGAGCCAGGGGCCUUUGACUGGUCCCCAAUAGUGAGCUAUGUGUGUGAGCUUGAAGGUAACAGAAUGAAAGGGCAAGAGAAGGAGGAGAAGUUGAGGAAGACAAUCAAGCAGGUCCUGAAGUGUGAUGUGACCCAGAGCCAGCCUCUGGGAGCUGUCUCCCUGCCCCCAGCUGAUUGCCUGCUCAGCACAUUGUGCCUGCAUGCUGCCUGCCCAGACCUUUCUGCCUACUGCACAGCCCUCAGGAACCUCAGUGGCCUGCUGAAGCCAGGGGGCUACCUGGUGAUCAUGGAUGCCCUGAAGAGUAGCUACUACGUGGUUGGUGAGCAGAGGUUCUCCAGCCUCAGCCUGGGCCAGGAGGCAAUAGAGGCUGCUGUGAGAGAGGCUGGCUACACCAUCAAGCAGUUUGAGGUGAUCUCUCAAAGUUAUUCUCCCACGACAGCCAACAAUGAAGGAAUUUUCUUCCUGGUGGGACAGAAGCUGAGCAGCUCUGCAUGACACUUUGUGAUCACAAUUAAGGCAAUUCAUAGGACUAACCCAGUUGACUUCAGUCCUUGGUUCUAACUCUUGUUGAGUAGAGGCUAAUGGCUGGGGCCCUGAUGGCUUGUCUAGGACAGCACUGUAGCUGUCAGUCAACCUAGGAGUAAUUGGUUGACCACCUACUCUGUGUCCAGUCUUCACUAUUUGUGAUUAUAAAAGAAAAUACACUUUGCUUAAGCAUUCUUGUUAUGGCUUAAGCUUACACAUCGCUAUAGAGAAAUGUCUGAAGUUAUUUGGUAUUCAUGUCCCUGGGGGCCGUCUGCCUUCUUCUCCCCCACAAACAGGCUUCUCCUCCUCUUCAGCUUUUGCCUCCUCUAGGGACCUUAUCCUCUGCUGGGGUCCACAGGAACCACCACUAUCUCUGGGGUCAGAGAACAGUUGUUCCCUUUGCCCCUGUGUCCCAAGGAUGAGUCAGGCCCUUCUCUUACUUCCCUUGACAUACCUCAGCAAAGCUGUGACUUCUACCUGAGGAGACAUUUAGGGGUUAGCAAGAAAGAUAACAGACACUAUUUUACAGCUGCAAUUAGAAACUGUCUUCAGAGCCCACAUCCUGAGAGGGUAUGGAAGGUAUCCUAUUGGCAUAGGUCUUGGCCAAGUAUCUUGGGAUGAGAAAGGGUGAGGAGGGAAACCUAUUCCCUCAUGCCAUGCCUAUGUUCUCUGGUUCCCAGGCACCAUCAUCCAUGAUGCUCUAAAACAAAGGUAUACAAACUGUGGCCCAUUAGCCACAUCUGGCCUGCUGCCUGCUUUGUAAAAUUUUACUGAGACAUAGCCAUGACUAUGCAUUUACAUUUUGUCUGUGGCUGUUUUUGUACUGUAAUGACAGAGUUGAGUACUUCUGACAGCAGCUGUAUGCAUGGCCUCUGAGAAACAGAGUGAAGAAAUAAAAUGGAGUCACUAUAAUCAAGCUGCUAAAUUAUUAACUUCAAGUCAGCUGAAGCAUAGGGUAAUAAUUACUUUUGUUUUAAAUGACUCUGGGAACUUAAACUUUUGAACUUUCCAGUUCUGUGUCAAUACCUUGGUGCACAUCACACUGUAUUGUGUGUAAAUGACUGGACAUACAUCAUACCUCCAGGUAACCAUGAAUGACCUUAAGAAGAAAAUGUUCCAAUGUCUAUGCCACUGGGCAUCUGAUAAUUAGCACCACACAUAUGAUGACUAUCAUCUUGAACCAAUCUGGGGGCUAAGAAUGUAGAACUGAUUUUCCUCAAGAAUAUAAUUUUUACUGUAAGAACCCUCAGCUAUUCUUUCCCUUUCAGAAUACUCUAGACAUUACCUAGUUGUGUUUCUGGUUUGCAAACCCUGAGACCAUUGAAUAAAUCUUUGUCAUUUAUUUCUAGCCAAAGCUCCUAACUCUUUUGAGCUCAGUUGACAUUUAGCACAGCCCGGACUACCUAUUAUCUGGAUCAUUGCAGAAAAAGUGUGGGGACCCCCUACUAUAAACAAGAGAGAGAUUUCCCUCCUCAUCCUUUUAUAUCCCAAGAUUCCCUUUUUCCUAGGAUUACUGAUUGUGGACCUUUCUGCUUCCCACAGGAGAGAGUUCUUCCUCCUAACCCCCCCACCCCCGCCAUUCAAGGACAAUCACAUCAGAGCACAAGGGUCCAACAUUAGUAUGUUUUUAUUUAUGUGACUGUUUAGGACAAUAGUGUCAUAACACAGUAUGGUCCAGUAUUGGGAUAUUUUCAAUGGCUCAAGCUCAUAGGACAUUCACAUGAAAACACAAUAUUCUAAUCUGAUUUCAAUUCAAGAGAUUGUAUCCCCAAGGGCACUUACAGGCUAGUCCUGGAUCAAGAAAGUCAAGUCCAGCUCUAUUCCUUCAGCAGGUGGUGAUGAUUGGGCCUACACAUCCUUUCUGGAAGAAAAUGCCCCCAGAAGAUCACAAUUAGCUCCACAGGAGCCAGCACCAAAGUCACCCAGGCCACAAAAAAGCAACCAAAUCUUUAGAAACAGGAUUCUCUCAAACAUGUGCCAUAGACCUCACCAACCCAGAGCAAAGGCCACAGCUUCUCCCAAAACAUCCAUAUUUGGUUACCUCCCAAAGCAACAGCCCUUCUUUAUUUAUUUUUGCAUAACUGUAAACAAAAACACAAAUAUUCCUUUAAAAUAGGAUUUUCUGGUUUAAGGCUCUUUUAAAAACAAGUGAUCUCCAGCCUUAUUUCCAUUACUGAAAACACAGUUCCUUGAAUUGAAUAUUUCCUUCAAAACACUUUGAAUUCAGUGUAGUGCCCUUGAAAGUUAAGAACAAAUAACACAUUUGCUGUGAUCUGACAUAAAGGCUAUAGGUAAAUUCAAAUACAGCCCUACUCUAUGUUUCAGUCCAGAGAACUUGGGGCAGACUGUCAGUUAAAAUCAGCUACACUGAAGACAGAUUUUACAAGAGAG